AUGGCCAGCCCUGUGGAUACCUCUCCAGCAGGCCGUGCCAGUGGGUUGGGUCCCCACCGGAGAAAGCGCACCACCUUCAGCAGAGGACAGCUGCUGGAGUUGGAGAGGGUGUUUGCAGCACGGCCCUAUCCUGACAUUGGCACCCGUGAGCACCUGGCCCAAGUCACCAGCCUUCCUGAGGCCAAGAUACAGGUGUGGUUCCAGAACCGCCGGGCCAAAAGAAUCAAGAACAGGAAGCCAGGAGGCCUCAGCCCCAGGCCUGAGGCCCCCAAGAGCUCCUGUUCUCUUCCAGACACCCUCCAGCAGCCCUGGGAGCCCCGAGUGCUGGGCCAGCACCCGCCCUCCACCAGCACCCUUCAGCGCGCCUCAGCAUGCCGACAUGCCUCCUGUCCAGCUCCUAGCUUGGGCCCAGGGCAGGGCUGGCCAGGGGCUAAAGCUGCAACCCCAAGGGGACCAGCCAGGGCUUCAGGAGUCCACCCUUCUUUGGAGCGAGGUGCUCCCCAGACCUCACUCAGCAGCCUGUCUGACCUCAUCUAUGCCUCGGCCAUUGUCACCAACGUGGAUCACUCCUAA
This is a messenger RNA of Galeopterus variegatus (Sunda flying lemur), 573 nucleotides long. It is a transcript of the gene SEBOX, whose product is annotated as SEBOX homeobox. Lineage: Eukaryota; Metazoa; Chordata; Mammalia; Dermoptera; Cynocephalidae. The transcript has 3 exons. Bases 1 to 573 code for a protein of 190 amino acids. Gene Ontology annotation, molecular function: DNA binding. The record is from RefSeq and is a predicted model, not a curated record.